This is a messenger RNA of Panicum virgatum (switchgrass), 781 nucleotides long. RefSeq lists its product as uncharacterized. Gene Ontology annotation, cellular component: BORC complex. The record is from RefSeq and is a predicted model, not a curated record. The coding region runs from base 69 to 470 and encodes 133 amino acids. Lineage: Eukaryota; Viridiplantae; Streptophyta; Magnoliopsida; Poales; Poaceae. Gene Ontology annotation, biological process: lysosome localization. The transcript has 4 exons.
UCGCUCAGCGCUUCACACGCACGCGACACCCGCAGUGGAAUCCGCCACCGGUGAGGCGGAAGAGGAUCAUGGACGGCGGAGGCGGUCAAGCGAUGGAGAAGCCGCCGCCGGAGCCCGCCCGCGCGGCGGCCGCGGAGGAGGUGGCGGCGCGGUUCAGGUCGCUGGUGGACCCCGACGACGUCGCCUCCAUCAGGCAGACGCAGCACCUCAUAAUGGGGCGAUUGCAAGAUAGCAAUGCAGUUCUCACACAUUUUAAUGAGUAUUCCGAGCAAUGCUUUGCAGAAGUGUCUAGUGAUUUUGCUAGUAAAACUCGCCUUCUCAAGUCCAUGAAGGCUGAUCUUGAGCAUAUUUUCACAAAGCUAAGAGGGAUGAAAGCAAGGCUGGCAGCCACUUAUCCGGAUGCUUUCCCUGAUGGUGCGAUGUCAAAGACCAUGGACCAAAGACCAGACCUUGAAAGUCCUCUGGAUUAGUCCAACGCCAAAAUUGGUGAAGUGACGAGAUAUAUGGGCGUAGGUGACUGAAGCAACAUAUCCUCAUUAUGUUGUUGCAGAAAAUUCUAGCUUUGAGGAACUUGUGUUUCUGUUUAUAUAGCUCUCUGUAUUAGAACUUAGAACUGGGCUUGAUAGAUCAGUAUAUAUUCUUUUUGCGUAAUUUUUGAAUUUUACUAGUAUUUUUUAUCAAAUCUAUUUAGAGCCGGUGGAUGGAGCAGUUAUCAAACUAAUCAUGAUGUGUACUCGCAGUACCAGUCAAAGUUUUUGGUUUGUGGUCUGUUGCGGAUAAA